CUGAGCAUUACUGCUUCAAAUGAAAUGUGGAAUUGUUUACAGAAACAUAUUCAAAAAUCAUAGUUGAAAUCUUAAAGAAUCAGCCAAGGGCCACAUGACCCCACCAAACUGCGAGCAACCCUGCUUGUGACAUUAUUCUGAGCUCAGACAUGUCUCUUCUAUAUGCCACACAUCCAUGCCUGUCAGGAUAAUACUUGGUGCUUCUCAGGGGGUGGGGGAAUGCAAAGAGUGGUUUGUUGGAUACAGAUUAGCCUGCCACUGAGUGGCCCUUUCCAGCGGAGGAGAUGUCUGAAGGCCACUUGGGGAUCAACACCGAAUAUGGUGACUGGGAAUGGAGUGCAGAUGCUGGCGAGAGGGCCCGGCUGCUGCAGAGCCCCAAUGUGGAGACGGGGCCCAAGAGCAACGAGGAACGAGGACCUGCUGCGACAUCAAAGCUGGGAGCUGUCUUCAUUGUUGUGAACGCAGCCCUGGGUGCCGGCCUCCUGAACUUCCCAGCAGCCUUCAGCAUGGCGGGCGGAGUGGCUGCAGGAAUCACGUUGCAGAUGUGCAUGCUGGUUUUCAUCAUUGGCGGCCUCGUCAUCCUGGCCUACUGCUCCCAGGCUAGCAAUGAGCGCACCUACCAGGAGGUGGUGUGGGCCGUGUGUGGCAAAGUCACCGGGGUGCUGUGCGAGGUGGCCAUUGCUGUCUACACCUUUGGCACCUGCAUUGCCUUCCUUAUCAUAAUUGGAGAUCAGCAGGACAAGAUAAUUGCAGCAUUAAUGAAGGACUCCACAGGGGCAGAGAGCGGCCACUGGUACACAGACCGCAAGUUCACCAUCAGCAUCACAGCCUUCUUGCUCAUCCUUCCCCUCUCAGUGCCGAAGGAGAUCGGUUUCCAGAAAUACGCCAGCUGCUUGAGUGUUGUCGGGACCUGGUAUGUCACAGCCAUCAUAAUUAUCAAAUAUAUUUGGCCUGAUGAGAACAUCCCAGAGGAAAUUACAACAAGCCCCUCCUCUUGGAUGUCUGUCUUCAAUGCCAUGCCCACCAUUUGCUUUGGCUUCCAGUGCCACGUCAGUAGCGUGCCCGUCUUCCACAGCAUGAAGCAACCAGAGGUGAAGCCAUGGGGAGCCGUUGUGACAGCAGCCAUGGUCAUCGCUCUUUUUGUCUACACAGGCACAGGAGUCUGUGGAUACUUGACGUUUGGGUCCAGUGUGGAGCAGGAUGUGCUCAUGUCCUACCCCUCCAACGACAUCCCAGUCGCCAUUGCCCGGGUUUCCAUCAUUGUCUGCGUUCUCACUUCCUACCCGAUCCUGCAUUUCUGUGGCCGGGCUGUGCUGGAAGGCCUCUGGCUGCGCUACAAGGGGGAGGCGGUUGAAGAAGAUGUUGUGCGGGAGAGGAGGCGACGCCUCUUGCAGACGGUCAGCUGGUUCCUCCUCACCCUCCUCCUGGCCUUGUUCAUUCCUGACAUUGGCAAAGUCAUCUCUCUCAUUGGGGGCCUGGCUGCCUGCUUCAUCUUUGUUUUCCCAGGACUCUGCCUCAUCCACACCAAGCUCUCUGAAAUACAAGAGGCCAGACCAGCCGGCUGGUGGGCGAUGGUGAGCUACGGCGUCUUCAUGGUUAUCCUUGGAGCGUUUAUCUUUGGACAGACAACUACCAACGCUAUCUUUAUGGAUCUCAAGAAUUGAUUCCUACAACUGCCCUCGGAGGGUGCCUUUCCUCCUCUGGAUUCUUGAAUUCCAGUUUUUGGGGGUGUCUCAUGUCAGCAGGAGGCGACCGUUCCCUCCACUCUCCCCCUGGUGAUUCUGCUACUCCUGUUUUAUUUUGCUGGGAGCCUCUUCCGAGACUUUGAUUUCCAUCUUCUUUCCCACUUGCUUCUUGAUAGACCAGUCAAGUCCCCACAGGGCCACUUGCUGUGCAUGCAGCUUCACACUCUGAACGCAAACUGGAUUCCUCUUUGCCUUUUGGGACAUCACUCUCAAAAAAGACUCUCCUUUUGCCCUUGCCUUCCACAAACUUGUGUAAGAGGACCCAGGCCAUUCACUACACAACUUCUGCUCUAAAUUUAUGUGCCCGGGGGGCUCAUCUUUGUAUCAUGACCAGUGAUGUAGCAAAGGUCAUGUGGUUGAUAAUGACAUGACUGCACAGUGUAAACUACAGCUUAAUUACUUUAAGGCAGCCUUCCCCAUGACCUCAAACUGGUUUGGAUGACAACUCCCAUCAGCCCCAGCUAGUACGGCCAUAUGAUGUUGAGACUGAUGGGAGUUUCCAUCUGAAACAUUUGGUAGGCACCCUGUUGGUGAAGGCUGGCCUGUGGACUUGGUGCUUAUUGUGGAAGUUAUUUGUUUUUAUAUUGUUUGCUAUCCUUUUACUUUUUAUAUUUGAAAAUGAAAACUGAGGGGAAAGAUCCUUCAGUUUUAGAUACACGUACGUUGGAAAAGGGAAUAUUUGACUACAUUUGAGGGCAUUUCCUUGGCAUGAAAUUCACACAGGUCCUUCCUUCCUGUCACCUGGCUACUUCCUUCCCCUCCUUUCUGGUGAGAUUCACCAGAUUCAGAUGCCACAUG
Lacerta agilis (Sand lizard) is the source of this 2543-nucleotide messenger RNA. It is a transcript of the gene SLC38A7, whose product is annotated as solute carrier family 38 member 7. Lineage: Eukaryota; Metazoa; Chordata; Lepidosauria; Squamata; Lacertidae. The record is from RefSeq and is a predicted model, not a curated record. Bases 285 to 1664 code for a protein of 459 amino acids. The transcript is spliced from 11 exons. Gene Ontology annotation, molecular function: L-methionine transmembrane transporter activity; L-glutamate transmembrane transporter activity; L-glutamine transmembrane transporter activity. Gene Ontology annotation, biological process: amino acid transmembrane transport.